UCUGGUUUGUGGGGCUGGUCUUCACGCCGAGGGAAGGAUGGAUGAGUUUUACUCCGGAGUCGUUUCUGCAGCUGUGAUUCAACCACGGAAGCCUAUCCUAUAAAAGAGAAAGUUCUCCUCAAUGAUGGAAAAGAUUACCUUGAUAAUAACAUGAGACCUUCUGGAGUUGUCUGCAGGGAAAGUAAGACACAAGUAAACAGUGACUGGUGAAAGGACUGAACAGUGCUUUGCAUCCUGGAACAGUUUAGAUGAUGGAAAAAGCAAACCCCUGCUUCUCAGUCGACCUGCAUUCAUCCUCAACAUGCACCGGUUCCUCUCGAGGUACCUUGUGAAUCAUCGCAGCUGCGUCACUGCUAACGUUUGCGACCCUGAAUAACUUCUACAGUGUCCGUUUGAAGAUCCGCUUUCAGAAGGAAGGUAACUUGGAGAAAAUGAGGCCUACUGGUCUAAGUCCAGCGGUUGCACAGCUGGAGCAGUGUGGUUUUGUCGACGACGAUGAAAAGUGCCUGUCCUCUUUAAACCAAGCUGUUCACAUGGAGGCUCUGAAGAUGUGUAGCUUGUCUGAGUCGCCUGUGUCGAUAACAACAGAUGAUUUUGAUUUGGUGUGUUCCACAGAAAGAGCCAUUGUGUCGUAUAUCAGCAGCGUAAAGAGUGACUCGUCGGUUGUAGAUAACCUAUCGCACGUUAGCGACACGUUGUCCCCUUCCUUAUUCUGCUCUUCCCUGUCCACGUCAUCUUUCAGUGCCUUCUCUCCAUCCUUCUCUUCCCCUUCCUCCAGCCACUCGUCUGGCUCAAUAUCAGAGCUGUGUUUGACCUCUCCGUCUCUCUCAGCUCUCUGCGGUCCACCCGAGGCCCAGGAUCUUCUCUACAGUUGCACAUCGCAGAAACCUCCAGAAGGAUGUUUGUAUCCCAAGUCUCCUAAACAAGAAGCUGUUGCCGAAUUCCAUCUUUGCAACAAGAAGCUUCUGCUCAAGGAGGAGCUCCUUCAGUAUCUGUGCACCGACGCAGCCAAAAAAGAAACCCAGCAUCUUAACCUUCACAAUACUCAGACGGACGUAUCAGAAAAGCUCCCUACGCUGCAGCAGCUGAAGAAUGACCUGGGACUGAGCAGUCUUCCUGGAGCUGAGGGAAUGAAUGAACACUUGAGUGAAGAACAGCCGUGCAGAUGGAUGGAUUGUAGGGCUACCUAUGGGCUGAAAGAAGAACUGGUGAGGCAUAUAGAGAAAGUGCACAUAGAUCAGAGAAAAGGAGAGGAGUUUACCUGCUUCUGGGCAGGAUGUGUUCGUCGGCACAAGCCCUUCAACGCUCGAUACAAACUGCUCAUUCAUAUGAGAGUCCAUUCUGGUGAAAAGCCCAACAAAUGCAUGUUUGAAGGCUGCAGUAAGGCAUUUUCUCGUCUGGAGAACCUGAAGAUCCACCUACGCAGCCACACCGGAGAGAAGCCCUACAUUUGCCAGCAUCCUGGCUGUCUCAAGGCCUUCAGCAACUCUAGUGAUCGAGCCAAACACCAGCGCACACACCUGGACACGAAACCGUAUGCAUGUCAGCUCCCAGGGUGCACCAAACGUUACACCGACCCCAGCUCGUUGCGCAAACACGUCAAGGUCCACUCCAGUAAAGCCCUGCAGGCCCAGGACAAGGUCCAUCUACACAGUAAGGUGGAGCAGGAAGUUGUAGAUGUGUGCCUUGGCUUGCAGCAUCUCCACGGCUCUGCUCCUUCAGUACAGAGUCCAGACCAUAGACGUCCUGCCUCCCUCAGUGAGAUUCAUCAGGAGGGUUUUACUGCAUACCCAGAGGAGGAGUCCUGCAGCAGAGCCUUAUCUCUGGAGUGUCCCAGCAGACACUGCAGCAUGGAUGAGCGCAGCAUCAGCCUCCACAACCACCUGCACAAUAACAAGCUCAAUCAGCCGAGACUUUCUCCGCUGGUUAGUGGUACCAGUGAGGUCCAGUCUGUCUCUGACAAACACAGCUCCUUCCUAAACCCACAUCAAAAACUCAACCAGAUGUUUCAUGAAGUACCAAUAAAUCACCAAGUUUUUCAGGCCGCUUUUAAUCGAGAUGAGCAGAUUUACGGCAGUGGAAGAGAUGACCUGCAUAAUUUCGACCAAAAUGGAUUUCCCUUUAUGUGUAUGAACUCUUCUGCAGGCUACAGCGUAUCCCAGGACAUACAGUCGAUGAGUGGGAAUCGCCUCCCUCCCUGUCCUGUUCCAGUUGGGAUCUAUGAGCGCUGCCUCAGUCAGAUCUGCUCUCUGUAGAUGUGAGAUACACCUUUGGUCCGCUGCAUCUGAGAUGAGCGCGGCGGCGCAGGAACGACUUGAAAGCAUGGGCCUUUGAGGAAGUGCAGCUCUGAAUGAAGACUCUUUAAAGAGAACUGUGCGAGGCAUCGUCCUCAGAAAGAUCCCUCGAGGAGUGCUUCAGAGAUCAGAGAAACUAAUCAAAUUUGGCACUGAUGAUGAUGAUGAUGAUGCAGCCUUAUGUUUUGAUGUUAAACAGACACUGUAAUUUUCUCUUUGAGCGUGUACAGAGAAUGCUGUUUACACUGAGUUGGUAAUAUGUCAUUUCUUUGUUUUGUUGUAUUUUUAAGCAUUAUAUUCUCAUAUGUGACCCUGAAUCACAAAACCAGUAAUAAGGGGCAGUUUUUUGAAAUUCGAGAUUUAAAUAAAUAAAUAAACUUUUCUGUGAUGUAUAGUUUGUUUGUGAGGACAGAACAAUAUUUGGCCGACAAAGUCUUUGAAUGCCUGCAAACUGAUUUUAAUAAUUUUUUUAUAUUGAGAAAAUCACCUUUAAAGUUGUCAAAAUGAAGUUGCAAUGCAAUGCAUAUUGCUAAUCAAAAAAAUAAAUAAAUCCAUAUUUCUUUAAGAAAUGCAAAUUAUCUUAAUGCAACAUGAUCUUCCUCUCUAUCUGUCUUUUCAGGUGUUUGACCUUGAAAUGUUCGUCUUCGGGCUAAAAGAAGCCACUACAAGAAGGAUGCUGCCAUCUCGUGGUUCAGUCGAAUAUACCGCCUGAAAAGUUGGUCCCUUUUUUUCUCAUCCAGCGGUAUGUCAUGUUUUGAUUUAAAAAAACAACAAUUAAGAAUAACAUAAUAAAAAAAAUUCAAAAGUAAUUUUUAUCUCUCGGUACGAUUUUUAAAAUUGUUAUCUUUACUUGCUCACUGGGGGCUUUAAAACCCCCAUUUUAUGUAAUUGUAUGUAAAAUAUGAAACAACAAAGAUCAUGAAAAGCGCUACAAGCAAAUAGACCUACGUAAACCUCAGUGCCGUAAACAAGCAGCUAAACGUCGUUAUCUUAAACGGGU
Puntigrus tetrazona (Sumatra barb) is the source of this 3294-nucleotide messenger RNA. RefSeq names its product zinc finger protein GLIS1 (gene glis1a). Gene Ontology annotation, cellular component: nucleus. The transcript has 11 exons. Gene Ontology annotation, biological process: regulation of transcription by RNA polymerase II. Lineage: Eukaryota; Metazoa; Chordata; Actinopteri; Cypriniformes; Cyprinidae. The record is from RefSeq and is a predicted model, not a curated record. The coding region runs from base 432 to 2255 and encodes 607 amino acids. Gene Ontology annotation, molecular function: RNA polymerase II cis-regulatory region sequence-specific DNA binding; DNA-binding transcription factor activity, RNA polymerase II-specific.